This is a messenger RNA of Blastomyces gilchristii SLH14081, 252 nucleotides long. RefSeq lists its product as uncharacterized. NCBI's taxonomy places the organism in Eukaryota, Fungi, Ascomycota, Eurotiomycetes, Onygenales, Ajellomycetaceae. Bases 1 to 252 code for a protein of 83 amino acids. The record is from RefSeq and is a predicted model, not a curated record. The transcript has 2 exons.
AUGACAGACGCUACGGCUGCUCCGGCAACACCAAUUGCCAGCUUUCGAGGUUGGCUCAUCGAAGCCGCCUGGUUGGGUGCAAUGAUAUCAAAUGCAUUCCCAAAUCCUCCAAAGGGGUCAUCAUUCGGGUCGGUGGUUUUAGUAGUGGUAGCAGAUGGUUCUGAGGUCGUAGUCGAUGUGGGAUCGGAUGCCGUUGCUGAGGGUGGUAGGGAUGGGAUGACGUAUGAAUCACUUGUGGUAGAAGUAGAGUGA